Messenger RNA from Arabis nemorensis, 1179 nucleotides. NCBI's taxonomy places the organism in Eukaryota, Viridiplantae, Streptophyta, Magnoliopsida, Brassicales, Brassicaceae. The record is from the annotation of a GenBank genome assembly.
AUGGCGGAAGGGAAAGAGGAGAAUAGGGAGAAAAAUGAAGAAGAAGAGAGCGUUAAGCUUUUCGUCGGACAAAUUCCGAAACAUAUGUCGGAAUCUCAACUUCUUACAUUGUUUCAAGAGUUCGCUAUCGUUGACGAGGCAUCUAGUCUAUUGCAAGUAAAGUACGCAGAUGGCGAAUUGGAAAGGCUAGAGCAUAAGCUUUUUGUCGGUAUGCUUCCAAAGAAUGUCUCUGAAGCUGAAGUUCUAUCAUUAUUCUCAAAGUAUGGGGCUAUAAAGGAUCUACAAAUUCUAAGAGGUGCUCAACAAACAAGCAAAGGCUGUGCAUUUCUUAAGUAUGAGACAAAAGAACAAGCUGUUUCUGCCAUGGAAGCCAUCAAUGGGAAACAUAAAAUGGAGGGUUGUACUGUUCCUUUAGUUGUCAAAUGGGCAGAUACAGAAAGGGAACGACACACAAGAAGACUUCAAAAGGCUCAAUCUCACAUCGCUCGAUUAGCUAACACUGAUCCAACAAAUCCCUCAUUGUUUGGAGCAUUACCCAUAAGUUAUGUUCCACCAUACAAUGGAUAUGGUUAUCAUCAGGCCCCUGGAACUUAUGGUUACAUGCUACCACCAAUUCAGAACCAAGCUGCAUUUCCCAAUAUGAUUGCACAACCAAACCAAGGUAAUAACAAUUUGUCGCCUGACUCUGUGCCACCUCGUUUGGCCCGUAGAAACUUUCCGUUACCUCCUGCAAAUUACGUGGGCUCUGGUUAUCCCGCUGUACGAGGACUUCCUUAUCCAUUGGCUUAUCCUAGAGGAAUCAUGAGUCCCCGCCCUCUAAAUAACUCUCAUGGAUCCAUAUCACCCGGCAUUGCCAACAGUAGCGGGUCAACACCUAUAGGCAUUGGUUUGAAUUCCGUGGUUCAAACCGAAGGUCCGGAAGGUGCGAAUCUGUUUAUCUAUAACAUACCUCGGGAAUUUGGAGAUCAAGAACUCGCGAAUGCAUUUCAACCUUUCGGUAUGGUUCUAAGCGCAAAGGUUUUCGUAGACAAGGCCACUGGUGUAAGCAAAUGUUUCGCUGCGCAGAACGGUAUUAACAUGAUGAACGGUCGCCAUUUAGGCGGUAAGAAAUUGAAAGUCCAGCUCAAGAGAGACAACAACAAUGGCCAACAGAGUAGUAAACCUUCCUUAAACUCCUAA